Macroventuria anomochaeta is the source of this 1310-nucleotide messenger RNA. RefSeq lists its product as uncharacterized. The coding region runs from base 78 to 995 and encodes 305 amino acids. Gene Ontology annotation, cellular component: cytoplasm; nucleus. Gene Ontology annotation, molecular function: RNA polymerase II CTD heptapeptide repeat phosphatase activity; RNA polymerase core enzyme binding. Lineage: Eukaryota; Fungi; Ascomycota; Dothideomycetes; Pleosporales; Didymellaceae. The record is from RefSeq and is a predicted model, not a curated record. The transcript has a single exon.
AAACCCGUCGUGCACUGCUCGACUGCUGCUGCUGCUGCUGCUGCUGCUGCGUCCACACAUCAAACACACAGCACGCCAUGCCGCCCAAAUCUAUACUGAAGAAGGCCGCUGCGCCUGUGCCUGAGCGCAACGGGACCCCCGUGAACCAACGCCACCUAGAAGUUGCCCUGCACCAUGCAAAUAUUCUCGAGCAGCGCAAAGCUGUCGAAGCGCAGGUGCUCGACUCGAUCAUGACACUAAUGGAGUAUCCCCCCUCACCAGACGCAGAUGCCAAGCGCCCCCGAGCUGCAGACGCGCGCGCCUUCGAGGAGGCUGUUGCCGCCUUCCAGCCUGCAGACUACGACGCACUCAUCGAAGAGCGCAACAUCGCCGACAAGUGCGGAUAUGCGCUGUGCCCCAAACCCAAGAGGAGAGCACCAUCGACAGCAAAGAAGCAGUUCGUCGACACAGACAAGGGCGUAGAGAUUGUAGACAGGAAGGUGCUGGAGGUGUGGUGCUCAGACGACUGCGCAAAGCGGGCGCUGUACGUCAAGGUGCAGCUGAACGAAGAGCCUGCAUGGCUGCGCUCGGGUGGUUAUGGGGGGGGGAUCGAGCUCAUAGUAGACAACGCGCAGGAGCUGCGCACAACACUGCCAGUGCGCGCCCAGCAACAAGCUGCACCUGCGCCAGUCAAGACAGAAGAAGAGGAAGACAUGGACGCCGUGUGGGCUGCGCAUGACAGCGCUACCGCGGAGCUCGCACGGGAGCGAGGCGAGAAGCCAGGCGCCGUGAGCAAGGCCAGCAACAGCCUGGUGCAGGACACCAUCACCGAGCACGAGUCUAGCCAUGCGCCGCCACAACCGCCGUCACUCCCUGCCGGCCCGACCAUGGCUAUCGAAGGCCACAUUCCACGACACAACCGUCCCAAGGAGGAAGACGAAGACGGAGACGGAGACGGAGACGGAGACGAAGACGAGCAUGACGAACAAGACUGGGACAAGCACCUGCCUGGAUGAGGACCACACUAUCUGCAGACGCAUGUGCUACAGAAUCGCGUGCGCUACCACUCCAAACGCCAGUAUCGCAACGAUGCCUGCCCCAGAACCAGCGAUUGACACCGAUCGCCGAAUACCCCAGCUGACGCCAGCAAAUCCAGCGAAGACCCGGGAGCACGACCAAGCUGCAGCAGCGCAUCGGUGUAGCCUGGCAGACGUUGCCCUCGAGAUGGGAGUGGAUCGGCGACGGGGCGGUCGAGGACAGUCACAAAAACCCGCGCUCGAUGGAGAAUACAGAGACAGUUUCAAGUCCGAUAUCAAACCGCAGUCUUUACA